This is a messenger RNA of Daphnia pulicaria, 3205 nucleotides long. Its product is annotated as rab11 family-interacting protein 4-like. Gene Ontology annotation, molecular function: calcium ion binding. Bases 181 to 2064 code for a protein of 627 amino acids. The record is from RefSeq and is a predicted model, not a curated record. Gene Ontology annotation, biological process: endocytic recycling; regulation of cytokinesis. Gene Ontology annotation, cellular component: recycling endosome membrane; midbody; endocytic vesicle. Lineage: Eukaryota; Metazoa; Arthropoda; Branchiopoda; Diplostraca; Daphniidae. The transcript has 13 exons.
UCAGUGUUACAACCGACGGUCGUCGGAGUAGGACGUCUAGAAAAACGGAUAGCAGAUCCAGACGGCAACUCUUCUCUGGGCACGUGCCUUGUUAAACACACGGGGAUUAUAUUGCAUUAGACAUUGACGUCAUUUGUGAUUGAAGUUGACAAAAAGUGAGUUGUGAAGUUUUGACCAGCCAUGGAGGCUCCGCUGUGCGACCGCCAGCAGCAAGUGAAUCUGAACAACAACAUUAACAACAGCAAAGAUGUUGACGUUCAUCAGCAGUUGCUGAGGCGGGUCUUUCAAAUGUGCGACGUCCAACGGCGCGGUCACAUUUCCAUCGACGAUCUACUGGAACUCGGACAAUCUUAUCUCGGACAAGACACCAAGGAUUUGGCGGAUGCACUGCGCUCGCUAGAUCCGCUCGGAGAUGGCACCCUGACGUUUGAUGAAUUUUGCAGAGGCGUCGGAUCCAUCAUCCAGCAAUCACCCACAGAAGGGCCAACCUCACGAGACCUGACAUCAUCCACCUCCUCCUCGUCUCCAACGAAACGGAGCCGGACGCUGAUUGAUUGGAGCGAAUUGACCAUGCCAUUGGUGACGGGCGAGGGACAUUCGACGUCGACACAAGCGGCUCAUCUGGUGGUCAACGACGAAGAUAUCCUCCUGGCUUCGUCGGUUGACGGAAGCGUUGUGGCCGGCAAGCGCCGGAAUUCCUUGUCGGACGAAGUCGAUUCCGGUUACAGCAAGAGCAGCAGCCCAACAGAUUCGGCGCCCACCACCGGCAGCGUCAGUGGGUGUUCCAGCAUGUCGGAGAGAGAAAUCAGCUUCGAAGGAUACGGAGAGGCGGAUCAUUCCAUCGAGAACGGGACGCCUAGCGACGCCGACGCCAAUCCAGUGCCUCAGAUGAUUGGCAACCGAGCCAACUGGAUGAACGGAAUGCUGCGCAAUAGUCUGCGGCGAUCCGAUUACAACAGUCAUGGCGAUGGCGCAUUUCAUCGACGCUACGGAUCCCUACGCCUUCCCGGCAAGAGAGGAAUAGCGGCCGGAUCGAACGCCUUGGCCAGUCAGUUGUACAGCAAGAACGUCAACAACACGUCCAGUCGCAGCUCCAACGGUGGCGACAACGAGGAUUUCUGUUCGGAUGCUUCACUGGAAGACGACGUCGUCGAUCUUGGCCAUAAGGUUCAAAUACUCCAGCAACAGAUUACCGCCCUGGCCGACACGCAGUUCAGCAGCGAUGACCGGUACAGCCGUAGCAAGCAGGAGAACGCCGCCCUUACCGCUAGGUUGCAGAUGCUGGAAGAGAGUCUCCGCGACGUGGAACUACGAGCCACCCAGCAGCUGAGCGAAGAGCAGCGACGCAACAAGGAGCUGAUUGUGAGAGUCGAGCGUGAGAAACAACUGGAAAUUGAGAAUUGCACCAUCAAAUUGCAAGCGGCCGAAAGAGAAGUGGAGCUGACGAGGGAAGAGUGCGCCCGGCUGCGCGGACAGACGGAGCGACUGCGCGGCGAGAGAUCGGCCCUCCAGCAGCGGCUCUACGAGGCGGAAUCGAGUCUGCUGGAAGGGCAAGAGGAGCUGAGGCGGAUGAGCGACCUGGUCAAGCGUGAGAGGGAGCAGUGGGCCGUCGAGAACGCCAACGGCAAGCAACUGGCGGCCGAACUGUCGAGAGAAGUCGACCUGCUCCGGGCCACUCAGCAUCAGAGUAGUAAUAGCAGCAGUCACGGCGAAUUCGGCGAGGAGCUGACGCCCAGCGCCGCCCGCGUCCGCGAGAUGGAGAACGAAAUCAAAACCCUCAAGCAACAGAACAACAGUCUACGUGAAGCCAACGACGAGCUGCAGGCCCAGCUAUUCUCACGCGGCCUGGAGGAAGGCCGGACUCUGUUGAGCGAACAUGUGGCCUGCAACAGCUUGGCCGCCGAAUUCGAAGUCAUGAGCCAAGACGAUGUAAGUGAAAAAAUCCGGACGGCUUUAAAAGAACAGCAGGAUGUCAACGCCCAAUUGCGCUCUUACAUCGAAGGCAUCCUGUUGACGAUCGUCGAGAACCAGCCGUCUCUUCUCGAGCGGAAACCUCUGCCGUGAUUCAGAAAUUUCAUCCGCGCAACCUCCUCCUCCUCCAUCCUAGACAUUCCUGUUUAUUUUUGACCGCCUUGGGGGGAAAGAGAGAGAGAGAAGUAACAAGAACCAAAACAAUAAAUCGAUAUAUCGACAUUCAAUAAGCCAUGAAACGAAAAAAAAUAAGAAAAAGAAACAAAAUUAUAUAUUUACUAGGGAUUUUGUUUUUUGUAUACGGGAACCAAAAGUCUUAUCGUAGACCAUCCCCCCCCCCUCCUUUUGUGUACAUAGAGAGCGUGCCCUCCCACCCACCCAACACACUUGCAUCCGUCGAAUAAUCUUUUUCAAAAACCAAAACUUUUUUGGGAGAAGAGAAAAAGUGGGAAAAUGAUCCAUCACUUGUGCGUAUUUUUGGUCUCCUCUCUUGAAAAACUAAUAAUUUAGUUUUAGACUUAUUAGUGUUUAUCUCUGUGUGUGUGUGUUUGCAUGCUUGACAAUUUAGGAUGAAGUUAUAGAACAGUUUGCGAAACAAAAAUAAUUAGAUUAAGGACAUUUGUUUUUUCUGUCUGUCUGUCGUUAGACACUGGCGUGUUAAAUUUAGUGGGCGGAAUAAGUGAGUGAGAGAAAUUGGGAAAAUUCAACAAAAAAAUAAUUAGUAAUAACCACCGUCUGGCCUUGUGGGAAACUGUGAUAUAUCUUUACUUCAUGGACGAGCGAGGGAGAUUGAAACAAGUAGUAAAAAGUAAAAAUUAUUAUUAUUAAAGAAUGAGUGUGUGUAACGUUAUAGCCACCUGCGAGUUAUUCCCGUGCGUGAUUGUGUUUGAACCAUCUUUUUUCUCAUCACUUAAUUGUUUGUUUUUCCCCCCAUUCUCCUUCUUUUUCCUGUAAUGGGUAGUAAUUAACUACAUAUUUCCCCUCCUAAUCCUUUUAACGAGACAUCGGGCAGCUCUCUUUAUUAACACGUCUGAUAGCAGAUGAAAUUGUGUAUACUUACUAGCUAUUGCCUAUGCGUCUUCAAAACUAACCCCCAUUUUUUAAAAAUCUUCAUGAAGAUAAAGUGAAAGAAUUAAUAUUAUUCUAAACUGCGUAUCGAAAACAAAACAACAAAAAAAUAAGAUUCUUACUGCGUAGUCAUGUCCGCCGUCUUAUAAACAUUUCCUUUCUCUUC